AUGUCAGCUAAGGAGACAAAGAUGUCCCUGGGGUCCAUCAACUCCAGGCUCCAGCUCAUUAUGAAGAGUGGAAAGUACCUGCUGGGGUACAAGCAGAUGCUGAAGACGAUCAGACAGGGCAAAGUGAAAUUGGUUGUCCUCGCCAACAAUUGCCCAGAGUUAAGGAAAUCUGAGAUAGAAUACUAUGCUAUGUUGGCCAAAACUGGAGUCCAUCAUGAUAGUGGCAAUAAUGAAUUGGGCACAGCAUGUGGUGAAUACUACAGAGUAUGCACACUGCCUAUCAUUGAUCCAGGUGAUUCUGACAUUAUGAGAAGCAUGCCAGAGCAGACUGGUGAAAAGUAA
Jaculus jaculus (lesser Egyptian jerboa) is the source of this 342-nucleotide messenger RNA. Its product is annotated as 60S ribosomal protein L30-like. NCBI's taxonomy places the organism in Eukaryota, Metazoa, Chordata, Mammalia, Rodentia, Dipodidae. Bases 1 to 342 code for a protein of 113 amino acids. Gene Ontology annotation, molecular function: RNA binding; structural constituent of ribosome. Gene Ontology annotation, cellular component: cytosolic large ribosomal subunit. The transcript is spliced from 2 exons. The record is from RefSeq and is a predicted model, not a curated record.